UUUCCCCUUUAAUCGAUACAGCUCUCUCUCUCUCUUUCUCUCGCUCGAUUUCUCAGGCGAUUUUCUUCUCGCCGGCGCCACCACUUCGACCAGGUAACCGCCAUCUCCCUUGUUCCUCCGUCUACUCCUUCAACCUUUCUAUCCGACGUUUUCCUUAUGUCGAUCCAGCUCCGAUCGAUUGAGUUUUCUCAAUCUGUCAUCGUCAAUAGCAGGUGCUUUCAUCGCCGGUCUACCCUCUCACUUCCGGCGAACGGUGGUACAGCGUUCUCUACUUCCUCAACAGAUUUUGCAUGAACAAAGAGCAAAUGGAUGCAUCUGGUGAUGGUGAUGUAAAGGUAGUACUGGACUUUUGCCCUGAUGACUCCUUGUCCAAAGCUGGUUUUGCAGAUGAGGUGGUUAAAUGUAUCCAAGAGUUACGUGAAAUAUCUGAACUUGAACCCACCUACCCAGUGGAGGUCUACUUCAAGUCCUUGGAUGAUGACACGUCAGCAUCUGCCAAAAAUUUAAAAUCUCAGGAAGCAUACAUCAAAGAGGCGAUAUGUUCUCCUUUACUAGACUCUACCCUCAUUCCUGAACAUGCUGUAGUGAUUGCUGAGAAGACGUAUCGCAACAUUUCAAAUUGUGAUUUUGAGAUCACUUUGACAAGACAAACAUUAACAUUUAACGAUAAAGCAAUCCUUGAUUUAUAUUCAGGAAAUGCGAAAUAUGCAAAUGCAUUGAAGGUGUAUUUGUUGUCGAGGGACCACUUCAAUCUCAAAACAGAAUUUCUAGUGGGAAUUAAUCAGAUUAAAGUGGAUUGCAUUGAAGGUCUGCCUGAUGUUGAUGUUGUGUUGGGAGAGCAAGUGUUCUUAACAGUUGGGGAUUAUUACUCCCAAGCCACCAACAACAAUUCUUGACCAUAAAAUCUUUUGAUUAAAAAAAAUUUUACUUUUUGUGAAGAUGGAACAACGAAGAUAGAAUUUAGGGAAAAUGACUUAUAUGGGUAACUAAGGGUGCGUUUGGUUGUGGAAAACUGUUUUCAUUUUUUAUGAAAAUAUUUUCAGAAAACAGGGUUGAGUUUUCAUUUUCAAUUUUCAAUGAAAACGCGUUUGGAUGGAACGGGUGGAGUUUUCAUUUUCUAUCUUAGAAAUUUGGAAAACUUUGGAAAACUGUAAAAAUCACUUUUCUAAUUUACAUACAAUUUGCAAAACUGAAAAUUUUCAUUUUCUUAGAAAACUUUGGAAAACUGAAUGAACCAAACGUGUUUUUAAAAUUUCCGUUUUUUUUUGAAAAUUUUUCCUAAAAAACUGUAAAAUUUUCCACAACCAAACGCACCCUAAGUAUUAGAAUUGUUCAAAAACUAUCAUCUACAUUUAGUAAGUAUACAAAAUACCAGUCAACUAUUGCUUUAACCAUUUGGUCAAACUACAUCUUAUGGUAACGGGUACUUUGGGUUAGUAAAUGACUUGGCAUAUUUAUUGCUGAGUUGGAAUAUUUGUUGCUGAGUUGGAAGUAAAUUGGUAAAAGGUAAUUCCAUGUUGGAAAAGAAUUAGACCAAACACUCCUCUUUGAUUUUGAAGGACUAAUGACCUUUACAAGAUACUGCUUGUGAUUAUAAUUAGAAAAAAGUUUGAUUUUUUA
Molecule: messenger RNA, 1620 nt
Organism: Lactuca sativa (garden lettuce)
Lineage: Eukaryota; Viridiplantae; Streptophyta; Magnoliopsida; Asterales; Asteraceae
Product: isoleucine--tRNA ligase, cytoplasmic
Biological process (GO): isoleucyl-tRNA aminoacylation
Molecular function (GO): isoleucine-tRNA ligase activity
Source: RefSeq, a predicted model, not a curated record